Letharia columbiana is the source of this 621-nucleotide messenger RNA. RefSeq lists its product as uncharacterized. The transcript has 2 exons. Lineage: Eukaryota; Fungi; Ascomycota; Lecanoromycetes; Lecanorales; Parmeliaceae. The record is from RefSeq and is a predicted model, not a curated record. Bases 1 to 621 code for a protein of 206 amino acids.
AUGACCACGUCUAAAUUACAAGGUCUAAAGCCACAGAGUCUAGUCGCCGAGCGAGACUUUACGUUCGGCAUGGAGCCGAAGGAGGAGCCGGCUCCAAUGGAGAAGAUGCCGGAGAAGGAGAGAGUGGUCGAGGUCCAGACAAACCUCCUGGCACCACAACGAGCUUCAGAAAUCAUAGAGGCAUCCUUGCCCCCAAGUCUCAUAUUUUACAGGACUCCCAUAAGCGCCCCUGAGCCGGAAGCCCCCAUUCAUCAACCGCCCAGCCGAUCAAGAAGAGCCACCAGCUCAGCCGCUGCAGAACUUGAGGCGGCGUCAGUGCCUUUGCCGAAACCCUCCCAGCCUCAAUUGAUCACUAUAUUUGGUUCUGUGUCCACGGCAGAUAUGGCGGAAUCGAUAAAGGCAGUCCUGGCAGAAAAAUCGGGAGGAGCAAGGGUCGUAAUCGGGGCAGAAGAUAUAGCCAUUGUCCAAGAUGAGGAUGAUGAGUUGGGGCAUCAAGAUAACGGCAUCGAAGGAGAUAGGUUGAAGGCGUUAGGCGACUUUCAAGUGGCAAUACGGGUCAAAGGCGGAGAGGCGGUAGUCAGAACCGUGAGCGUGAAAGCACAGGAGACCAGCCAGGCAUAG